AUGGCGUCCGGUGCCAUCCUCAUCCUGGGCUCUCUCUGGAUCCAAAGUUUGGCUGAAGCCUGUGAGGUGAAGGAGCUGCCCAGAAGGGCUGUGCUGUCCUGGUUCAGAGAGCGGGUUCUGGAGGGCUUGGGACUGGAGGAGCCCCCCGUGGUGCACAGACGUACGAGGGUCCCCAGGUCGAGCAGAACAGCGUGGGAGAGCCGUUGGACCGGUCCAGACCGAGAUUCGACUCAAAUGAUUCUGUUCCCCACUUCUAACUCCUCCUGUGCUGACUCAGCGUUGGGAAAAAGGACCAGCAGUUGCUCCACUCUUUACUUCCAGCCCUCCGUCACCCUCCGAGAUGCCACAAUCACCUCUGCUCACUUCUGGUUUUUUGCAGGGGAAGGAGUGAACUCCUCUGCCCCGCUCCUCAUUCUCUCCCCAAAGCAGCAGCUUCUUCAGGCUCCGGCAGAGCUCAGCUCGGACGGAUGGAGCACCUACCGCCUUGACGAAAGUUUGCUGGCCUCUGCGGCUGAAGGGCCCUUUCUGUUUCAGAUCUGCUGCCGGUGUCUGUGCCACACAGACAGUCCGGACAAGACUCCCUUUCUCCACCUUUACAUCCAGCUCAGAGCCCCUGUCCGUUCUCGCCGGGAGGCAACCGUCCCUUGGUCUCCCUCUGCCGUCAACCUCCUGCAGCGGCCGUCACAGGAGAGACCCCAGCAGGACGACUGCCACAGAGAGGAGAUCCAGAUCAGCUUUGAAGAGUUGAACUGGGACAACUGGAUUGUCUUCCCCAAGGUGCUGACCUUCUACUACUGCCACGGGAACUGCUCGGCCUGGGAUCGUAUGGCUGCUUUGCUAGGAAUGAUUCAGUGCUGCGCUCCCGUCCCGGGGACCAUGAGGUCUCUGAGGAUCACCACCACGUCAGACGGCGGGAAUUCUUUCAAAUAUGAGACCCUGCCCAACAUCUUAGCUGAGGAGUGCACCUGCAUCUGA
Molecule: messenger RNA, 975 nt
Organism: Austrofundulus limnaeus
Lineage: Eukaryota; Metazoa; Chordata; Actinopteri; Cyprinodontiformes; Rivulidae
Gene: inha
Product: inhibin subunit alpha
Exons: 2
Coding region: 1-975 (324 amino acids)
Cellular component (GO): extracellular region
Molecular function (GO): cytokine activity; growth factor activity
Source: RefSeq, a predicted model, not a curated record